CAGAGAAAGGAGGCAGCCGAGUGGAUCACACACAUUCACUAUUCCACUCGGACAGCCUUCAACACAACACGCAGAAGAAAGCGCGCGGGGUUGUGUUUUUUUCCCUCUCCCUUGUAUGAACACAAACGGAGGAUUUAAAGAUGUGGACAGAAGUCGGCAAGCUCGUCCUGGUUCAUUUACUGCUCAUGGAGCUGCAUUACGCGAAAGGGACUCAUACAGAAUCGGAGUGCGAAACCGGGCAGUUUAAGUGCAACAAUGGGAGGUGCAUCCCAAUCCCGUGGAGAUGUGACGAUGAUGACGAUUGCUCGGAUAACAGCGACGAGGAGAAUUGUCCCAAGAAGACAUGUGCAACCACAGACUUUGCCUGCAAAAAUGGACAGUGUGUUCCCGCUAGGUGGCGCUGCGAUGGAGAACAGGAGUGUGCAGAUGGUUCUGAUGAGGCUGACGCAAUCUGCAGCCGACAGACCUGUCCACCGGAGAAGUUUGAAUGUGGAGGGACUGCCAGCAAGUGUGUCUCGUUGUCAUGGCGAUGCGAUGGAGAAAUAGACUGCGAGAAUGGGGCCGAUGAAGAGCACUGUGCCGCAGAUGCCAAAGCCUGUCCCUCCAAGGAUUUCCAAUGCCAUAACGGAAAGUGCAUAGCGCCGAUCUUCGUCUGCGAUGGCGACGACGACUGCGGAGACGGCAGUGAUGAAGAAAAGUGCUCGUUCCCCAGCUGCGACCAGCACGAAUUCCGCUGCAAUGACUCGGAAUGUAUCCCGGCACUGUGGAGCUGUGACGGGGACCCAGACUGCAAGGAUAAGUCGGACGAAUCCAUGGAGCGCUGCAGCAGGAGGACCGAACCCCAGAAACCUCGGUGCAUGGUGAACGAGUUCCAGUGCGGGAGCGGAGAGUGUGUCCGUAUCAACUGGAAAUGUGACGGAGACGCAGACUGCAAGGACAAAUCUGAUGAGUCAAACUGUCCCGUGCUCACAUGUCGACCUGAUGAGUUCCAGUGUGGCGAUGGUUCCUGUAUCCACGGCACCAAACAGUGUAAUAAAGUUCACGACUGUCCAGACUACAGUGAUGAAGCCGGCUGUGUCAACGUUACAAAGUGCGAGGGGCCAAGGCAGUUUCGCUGUAAGAACGGGGAGUGUAUCGACAGCAGCAAGGUGUGUAACAACGUAAAAGACUGCAAGGACUGGUCUGACGAACCCAUGAAGGAGUGCGGUCUGAACGAGUGUGCCGACAACAACGGUGGCUGCUCCCACAUCUGCAGGGACCAGAGAAUUGGUUUUGUUUGUGACUGUCCAUCCGGGUACAAACUUCUGGACAAAAAGACUUGUGGCGACAUCGAUGAAUGCGAGAACCCAGAAGCCUGCAGUCAAAUCUGCAUCAAUUACAAAGGGGAUUAUAAGUGUGAGUGCUAUGAAGGUUACGAGAUGGACCCUGCCUCCAAGACCUGCAAAGCUGUGGGAAAGAGUCCAUACUUAAUGUUCACCAACCGCCAUGAGAUCCGUCGCAUCGACCUGCUGAAGAGUGAAUACACACAAGUGGUUCCUACACUGAAGAACGCCGUGGCGCUGGAUGUGGACGUGGCCAUCAAUAAGAUGUUCUGGUGUGAUCUAUAUCAUCGGAAAAUAUACAGUGCGUACAUCAACAAAGCCAAUGACUCUUCGCAGCAGGUGACGCUGAUUGAAGCGCUCCACUCCCCCGAAGGGCUGGCUGUUGACUGGGUUCAUAAGAACAUCUACUGGACCGACUCGGGCAACAAGAGCAUAUCGGUGGCCACGGGAGAUGGCAGCAAGAGGAAGAUGCUCAUCGUCACAGAGCUGAGCGAGCCCAGGGCCAUCACAGUCGACCCACAUCAAGGAUUUUUGUAUUGGUCCGACUGGGGAGAUCAGGCCAAGAUUGAAAAAGCUGGGAUGAAUGGAGUGGAUCGACAGGUUCUGGUGUCUGAGCACAUCGAAUGGCCAAAUGGAAUAACCCUAGACUUGUCCAAUAGGCGUCUCUACUGGGUGGACUCCAAGCUGCACCUGCUGUCCAGUGUGGAUUUUAAUGGAGACAACCGCAGGGUUCUGCUGUCCUCCCAGCACCACUUGGGACACCCCUUUGCCCUCACAGUCUUUGAGGAUCGCAUAUACUGGACGGACCUGGAGGAUGAAGCAAUUUACAGUGCCAACCGCCUGACGGGGAAUGAUGUGGCGAAGGUCGCUGAGCACCUCAAUAACCCUCUGGACCUGGUGGUGUUCCAUGAACGCAGGCAGCCAAAGGCCCCUGACACCUGUAACACGGGCACUUUACCCAAUGGUGGCUGUGAGUACCUCUGUUUGAAGGCGCCUCAGAUCACAGACCACUCACCCAAAUACACCUGUGCCUGUCCUGAUGGCAUGGAGCUGGGACCUGAUAUGAGGCGCUGUGCCACAAUCCGCGCAAGAACAACCACAACAGCAGUUCCGACCACCACCACUACGACCGUUGCCACAACCGGCACUCCCAGCACAACAACAAAAACCACACCACUUCCCACCUUCGCUGUGCCAACAACAACAUCUACCACUACUGCUGCUGCUUCCACCACACUCACCACCACAACCGUGCAUCUGGAAUCAAGCGAACCCACUCAGAGCCCCAGGGCCACUUCCUCUGAGCCCCAUCAAACCCCUGCUUCCAUAAGUCCAAAGACGGCCAGUUUCAGCAGCACCAGUCAGACGUCGACGCCCACUAAAACGCCCUUACUGGGCCCAGUGGCUCCCAGCAGCAUUCAGCGGGAGAGCAACGCCAACCUCUCCCAUAGAGCUGCGAGUGAUCACUACCUCAUAGGCAACAACAUCACAGUCGCUGUCUUGGGGAUAGUCAUUCCUAUCGUCCCUAUCCUUGCCACAGUGGUCAUCGGGUUGCUCUGCACCGGCGCCUACCUGGUCUGGCGAAACUGGCGGCGCAAGAACACGAAGAGCAUGAACUUCGACAACCCCGUCUACCGCAAGACCACGGAGGACGACGACGACGAGAUCCACAUCGGCCGACACAGCGAGUCCGUCGGUCACGUCUACCCAGCACGUGUGGCACUCAGUCUGGAGGAUGAUGGUUAUCCCUGAAGAAGGGGUUCAUCCUCACCGUGACCCCCUCCUCCCUCCCCAUCCGCACCUCCACAAUGAGGCCUGGCUCAGCGCAGAGGAGACACUAUUGCCUCCUAAGGAGCAGGGAUGACACAUACAAGCCGUAAAUCUUACCUCUCACACUGUAGUAACAUUUGCUACUACCAGAAGGCGCUACUACUUCCUCUAAUCCUAGUGUAGUAGUCUGUGCUCCGCCCCUUCUUCUCUCUCGCUCUGUCCUCACAUUUGCGUUGAAUUUUGUCAAACUAACAUCAUUAUCAGAGAAAGUCAUCUUCGAUUAUUUUUAAUUCCUCAUUUUUUAUAUAUAUAUAUUUUUUUUUUAUUUUUUUUUUUUACAGUGGAACCUCUAUUUAUGAACUUCAUUGGUUUGUAAAUAGAAACGUUUGUAUAUUGAAGCAAAUUAGAAACAAUGUAAAAAUGAGGGUUACAGCCUGAACAAUAGUCCAUAUUUUAGUAUAUCAAACAAACAUAACAACAGGGUGAUGGAUCAACUUUCUAUUUAAAAACAACGCCAAAUUGACAACAAGCUGCUCAUUUUCAGCCGUCCUGCCGAAACGCACACACACACUGUCACUAGCCUUGUUGGAAAUCACAAAACUCCUUAACUUUAGCAGUCAAGUCGCUACAAUUAUUAGGGAAGAAGACUAAAAUCCACUUUCAAUCAAUCAAUCAAUCAAUCAAUCAAUGUUUAUUUAUAUAGCCCUAAAUCACAAGUGUCUCAAAGGGCUGCACAACGACAUCCUCGGUUCAGAUCCCACAUAAGGGCAAGGAAAAACUCACAACCCAGUGGGACGUCGAUGUGAAUGACUAUGAGAAACCUUGGAGAGGACCGCAGAUGUGGGUGACCCCCCGCCUUCUUAUAGGGAGACCGGAUGCAAUAGACGUCGAGUGGGUCUAGUAUAAUAUUGUGAAAGUCCAGUCCAUAGUGGAUCUAACAUAAUAGUGAGAGUCCAGUCCAUAGUGGGGCCAGCAGGAGACCAUCCCGAGCGGAGACGAGUCAGCAGCGCAGAGAUGUCCCCAACCGAUGCACAGGUGAGCGGUCCACCCCGGGUCCCGACUCUGGACAGCCAGCACUUCAUCCACGGCCACCGGACCUGUGCCGGAAACGGCAGAUCAACUGGUCUAAAAAGGGGGUCUAUUUAAAGGCUAGAGUAUACAAAUGAGUAUUAAGAUGGGACUUAAAUGCUUCUACUGAGGUAGCAUCUCUAACUGUUACAGGGAGGGCAUUCCAGAGUACUGGAGCCCGAAUAGAAAACGCUCUAUAGCCCGCAGACUUUUUUUGGGCUCUGGGAAUCACUAAUACUCACUUUACCUUGUGAGUAAAUAGUUUUGUUACGCAGCGGAAGGUCGGGGGAGAUUGGAGGAGGCAGUUUCAACAACGCUGUGGAUACUUCCUGAUUGUAUUAAACCACACACCACUUGAAUAUUGCUUUCUUUGGACUCAUAUCGGGCUAUUAAAACUAAAAAUAUGCAGUAAAGAGGCUCAAAAAUAAUAAUGUAAAAAGCACAUAAAGUAGCACAGUAGCUAACAGCAGCAAUAUGCUGACUGAAUGAGCACCAGAGAUCGACCACCCAGUCCACAGUGAGUGUGCUGCCGGGCACAAAAUGGCCGCGCUGCAAGAUGCACAAUGGGUGGAUGAACAGUUCGUACACUAAGACAAGCAUACUUGCCAACCCUCCUGAUUUUCCCGGGAGACUCCGGAAUUUCAGUGCCCCUCCCGAAAAUCUCCCGGGGCAACCAUUCUCCCGAAUUUCUCCGGAUUUCCACCCAGACAACAAUAUUGGGGGCGUGCCUUAAAGGCACUGCCUUUAGCGUCCUCCACAACCUGUCGUCACGUCCGCUUUUCCUCCAUACAAACAGCGUACCGACCCGGUCACAUAAUAUAUGCGGCUUUUACACACACAUAAGUGAAUGCAAUGCAUACUUGAUCAACAGCCAUACAGGUCACACUGAGGGUGGCCGCAUUAACAACUUUAACACUGUUACAAAUAUGCGCCACACUGUGAACCCACACCAAACAAGAAUGACAAACAAUUUCGGGAGAACAUCCGCACCGUAACACAACAUAAACACAACAGAAUUAAUACCCAGAACCCCUUGCAGCACUAACUCUUCCGGGACGCUACAAUAUACACCCCCCCCCCCACCCCACCCAACUCAAAUCCGUCUCCCCCCAUCUCCCGAAUUCGGAGGUCUCAAGGUUGGCAAGUAUGAAGACAGGGUUCGUACCACAAAGUGUAUUUUAUUCGCUCUGUGGUUUGUCAAUCAAAAAGUUUGUACAAUGAGGGGUUCGCAAAUCGAGGUUCCACUGUUUGUUUGCUCUUGAAAAUAUGUAACCAACAUAUCCUCGUGCGUACACAUUAGACCGCUUUCUACUGGACUCAAAUGCCAUUUUUUGUCGGAGGUUUAUGAUUAUUUCAUCACAUCUGCAGGGCCGACUCCUGGCAUGAAGACACCACGCGAUUGUUUCGUGGGCCACAGCCACAUGAUCAGACCAUGAUCAUGUCAAUUUACAUCAGCACUGUUGAAUGUUUUUUGUUACUAGUGACAUUUGGAGACUUUGAGAUUUGGUAACAUUACUGUAUUUUCCGGGCGAUAGAGCACACCGGCAUUUAAGCUGCAUCCUCCACAUUUUAGAAGAAAUAAAUAUAUUUGGAUAUAUUACCCGUACCGGACCAUAAGCCGCAGGAAUAUACCAGUACGAAUAAUAUUUGUAAAUGUUUAUUUACAUACCUUAGUUGUUUCAAAACGGUGCAUGUCACACGGCAGUAAAACGGCUGAUCAAACAAAACAGAAGUCAUCGUUAUGGACCAAACUGCGGAAGCUAGCUCUACAAUCAGCUAAACAGACUCAAUAACUCCACGGUAACGUUUUGGCGAAUUAACGAAACUGAAACAAUACAAAAAGAAUGCCAUUGUAAGUUAAUAAUACUAACACAGAUACUUGUAAACAUGUUAGCACAUUCGCUAAUAUUAGCGACGCUAGCACAUAAAAAAAACAUGCAUAAAAACACUCUGACAGACUUCACAUGGUUUUAGUAAGUAUGAAUUGUUUUAGUUGUAUUGUAAAACUUACAAACAUUGCUUGGAGUGACGAAUGAAGGACCCAUACAAGCAGAAACGCUAUGGACAACUACUUCCGGUUCAAGGAGCGAAACAGGAAGUACAUUUUCAACUCGCAGCACCUGCAGUGAGCGAACUCGUUCAAAAUAUGGCCCCAUAGCACAAACAAUAACACACCAUUUCUGUGUCUCUGUCAGUGUAAUAUGAGAUUAUUGUUGAAUACAAAACAUCAUGGUCGUUAGUGAAGAAAAAUCCAUAAAUUAGCCACAGUGUUUUAUUAGCCGCACGGUUUGAACUGGGGGGAAAAAAAUAGCGGCUUAUAGUCCGCAAAAUACGGUAAUAGUAAUAUUAAGGACCGAAAUAGGGCCACAAAAUUCUUAGAUCCGGCACUGCACCUCUAUCUCUACUUUGCAUGUUGUCCUUAAGAAGCAAAGCUAAAUAUAGAAGUAGGCUGUGAACAUGACAAGGUAGGGAUUGGUGUGGAUGUUUGCAGGUGAUUUUUAAGGUAGAAGAGUAAGAAAGGAGCUUUUUUUUUUUUUUUGAUGUGACUACAAGGAUUUAUUCCACCAGAGGCUGGAGCUUCAAGGCAAAACGCAGCAAGGCAGAAAAUAACAAUUAUGAGUAAUCCUCCGUGUUGGCGUCAGAUGUACGCACACAUGGUUACCAUGAACUUGAGGUUGUUUGCUUAUUCUCACUCAGUGUUUUUAUUUACUUUCUGUCUGCUUGUCGGCGCCGCUGCUAUUGUAGAUGAUGGUUCAAGCCUGAAGGCGGGGAAUGUGGAAAGCCAAUUAAGGAUUAAAAUAAAAGUCAAGUAGAGUAGUGCACAAUGCAGGUAUGAUGGGAUCACAAUAAAGCGCCAUAUUGAAUUAAACAUCUCAUAUCGAGUACAAAGAUACAAGAUUUAUUUGUACUAGAGAACAACAUCCUCUCAGCCAUCGAGGCAAGGAACAAGUCAAAUGUUAGGAAAACUGACAUACAGUACAGGCCAAAAGUUUGGACACACCUUCUCAUUCAGUGUGUUUUCUUUAUUUUCCUGACUAUUUACAUUGUAGAUUGUCACUGAAGGCAUCACAACUAUGAAUGAACACAUGUGGAGUUAUGUACUUAACAAAAAAAGGUGCAAUAACUGAAAACAUGUUUUAUAUUCUAGUUCCUUCAAAAUAGCCACCCUUUGCUCCGAUUACUUUUUCGCACACUCUUGGCAUUCUCUCGAUGAGCUUCAAGAAAUGGUUUUCACUUCAAAUGACUAUCGCCCCAUAGAUCUUCUGUGCCAGUGCAUUGAGCAAGUCAAACACUGGAUGUGCCAACAUUUCCUACAACUAAAUGAAGAUAAAACUGAGAUAAUUGUUUUUGGUGCUAAAAAAGAAAGGUUUAAAGUCAUCCAACACCUUCAAUCACUGUCCCUGAAAACCUCAAAUAAAGCCAGAAAUCUUGGGGUUAUUUUAGAUUCGGAUUUACAUUUCGACAGUCACAUCAAAUCAGUAACAAAAUCAGCCUACUAUCACCUCAAAAAUGUAACAAGACUUAGAGGGCUCAUGUCAGCUCAAGACUUAGAAAAACUUGUCCAUGCCUUUAUUACCAGUAGGCUAGACUAUUGUAAUGGUCUCCUUGCAGGUCUUCCCAAAAAAACUGUCAGGCAACUGCAGCUUGUUCAGAACGCUGCUGCUAGAGUUCUAACAAAGAUCAAAAAAUGUGAGCACAUUACACCAUUUCUUAAAUCCUUACAUUGUCUCCCUGUACAUCAGAUAAUUGAUUUCAAAAUCCUCCUGCUCACAUAUAAAUCACUACAUGGUCUAGGGCCGAAGUAUAUCACUGAUAUGCUCCCACUAUAUAAGCCCUCUAGAUCACUAAGCUCUUCUGAGACCAAUCUGUUAGCAGUUCCCAGAGUAAACUCAAAUCAAGGGAGAGCAUCAUUCAGUCACUAUGCAACAAAUAGCUGGAAUAAACUUCCUGAAGAUGUCAGACUUUCCCCAACUCUGACUACUUUUAAAACUAGACCGAAAACCUUUAUGUUCACCUUAGCUUUCAGCUAAAUCUUUUAACUUUUAACGUCCGCACUGUUUUUAUUUUUAUUGUCUGCAUUUUAAUUUUGCUUUUAUUUUCUUUCAUUUCACUUUGUGGUCUGUGAAGCACUUUGAGUCUGCCUUGUGUAUGAAAAGCGCUAUACAAAUAAAGUUGCCUUGCAACAGGUGUCAUACUUGUGAUGCCUUUAGUGACAAACUACAACGUAAAUAGUCAUAAAAAUAAAGACAACACAUUGAAUUGAGAAGGUGUGUCCAAACUUUUGGCCUGUACUGUAUAUGUAUUAUAUACAGUAUUAAAAUGGAAUACAGUGGUACCUUGGUGUUUGUUCCAAAAUGUACAACAAAAACUAAAUAAUAAUACAUUUUCCCAAAAUAAAUCAAGUAAAUCCGAUUUAAAUAUUAACACAAAACACAUUUUCUGGAGAAUAAUUUGAUUGAUUGAUUGAUUGAAACUUUUAUUAGUAGAUUGCACAGUACAGUACAUAUUCCAUACAAUUGACCACUAAAUGAUAACACCUGAAUAAGUUUUUCAACUUGUUGAAGUCCACGUUAAUCAAUUCAUGGUACAAAUAUAUACUAUCAUCAUAAUGCAGUCAUCACACAAGUUAAUCAUCAGAGUAUAUACAUUGAAUUAUUUACAUUAUUUACAAUCCGGGGGGUGGGAUGUGGAGGGUUUGGUUGAUAUCAGCACUUCAGUCAUCAACAAUUGCAUCAUCAGAGAAAUGGACAUUGAAACAGUGUAGGUCUGACUUGGUAGGAUAUGUACAGCGAGCAGUGAACAUAGCGAGUUCAGAUAGCAUAAGAACAAGUAUAUACAGUAGAAAUACAUUUGAUUAUUUACAUUUGGUUAUUUACAAUCCGGGGAGGUGGGAUGUAGAGGGGGUUGAAUUCGCCUGGAGGUGUUGUUUUAGUGCGGUUUUGAAGGAGGGUAGAGAUGCACUUUCUUUUACACCUGUUGGGAGUGCAUUCCAUAUUGAUGUGGCAUAGAAGGAGAAUGAGUUAUUAUAAUUAUAGUUAUAGUUUUUCAUGCAAAAAAACAAUGCAAAAACAUACAUGACAAAGGAAAUAAACAUUUAACAUAACUUUUACUUUAAUAGCAACUCUUGUUGGCAAAAAUGGCGAUGAGUGAAAAAUGAGGAAUUGAGAGUUCUUUACGGGGCAGCAUAGUUCGGUUGGUAGAGUGGCCGUGCCAGCAACUUGAGGGUUCCAGGUUCGAUUCCCGUUUGUCACUGCCUUUGUGUCCUUGGGCAAGACACUUGACCCACCUGCUCCCAGUGCCACCCACACUGGUUUAAAUGUAACUUAGAUAUUGGGUUUCACUAUGUAAAGCGCUUUGAGUCACUAGAGAAAAGCGCUAUAUAAAUAUGAUUCACUUCACUUACUGAAUUCAAUAGUUUGUCUCACCUUCUUUAUCAAAGUGCUGGCACUCAACUUUAUUUGACCCCAUGGUGGCUUAUUUUGCUAUGCAAGUUGAUCGGCUCAAUCCCAAUUCUCCACAUGAUCCAUUUCAUUGACCUCCGGUUUUGUGUGUUUACCUCAAUCAAGUGCUGUCCUAGUUCUCCUUUAAGGCCAAGGGAAGGGCUGUGUGCUUGGAGUAUAGCUUUUGAAACCAAGUGUGGUCCUGAGCACAUUCGUUAUGAAGCGUUAUGAGGCUGAGCAGCAAGCCAAUUAAUGUAUUAAUUAUAACCAUCAUUGAUUUUCAUAGUUCAUUUUCUUAGCAUGACUUGUUUUAGCACACAUUCAACCCUUUGCUACUCCACGUAAAUAUUGACAUGCUUUGAAAGUUGUUUUUAUUUUAAAAUCAGUCGUCAUACGAGCGGGCUAACGCAGCUGUAACUAGUGAACUCGAUACCCGCUUGGUCAUGUUUUUAGAUGAUUCCGUUCUUUAAUUUGUUUGAUAAUCAUCAAAUUCUCAGCACUGUCCUUCACACUCACUUUCUUCCUUUCAAAAAAUUGUGGCGAAGAUAUUAAUCAAAACCUGAAUCAUACGAAAAGCUGGGCGUACAAAAACAUAAUUAAUACAACAAUUAUAAGAAAAUACCGAAUAACUCGAGUAGUUGGAUGAAAUUGAUAUUAUCUGAUAUUAGGACAGAAUGCAAAUGCAGAAUAAAAAUAAAUAAACAUUGAAUGCAAUGGGGAUAAUGUGGGAUCUGAACCGAGGAUGUUGUUGUGGCUUGUGCCGCCCUUUGAGACACUUGUGAUUUAGGGCUAUAUAAAUAAACAUUGAUUGAUUGAUUGAUUGAUAAUAAGUGCUGACUCCUACCGUUUUUUUGAGGAUGAGUCAAGUGUUGCUCAGAGUGAAACGUUUGGUUUCAUAGACCUUUACCCCCAUAGUCUUCUAUCAACUAUCUGCUCUACAUCGGAAUGGUUGCCAAGUUUGGUAGUUUUAUAUUUCAAAACCUUUGUUGCACGUAAUGCCACGUCCGGUUACCGACUCGGCCGGCUCAUACACUUGGUGAGGAAACAAGCACUCAAGCCGCACUCGGAUAUAACUCAGUCGGAUUGCCUCCAGGCAAUGUUAGAUUUCCAUGCCAACAAAGCCAAGUAUGCCUGAUAGUAAACACCCGAACAUACAGUAAGGCACCACCUUUCUAAAAUGCUCUAGCUCGAUGCAAAUUAUGGAUUUGCCAUAAACGUGCUACUGUUUAAUUACCAAUUUUACAUGGGGAUUUUUAAACACUUCCAAAUUUGGUAAUGAAAACUACAUCUAAGGAGCAUGUUACCGCAGAUGCAUAACAAAUAUCAUACUUACAAUAUAAACACUUUUUAGGGCGCAACAAAAGACAACAUUCAGCUUAAUGGCAAAGACUACUCCCUGACACAUGAGGGGUCUUUGACCAAACAUUCAGAACAGUGGUGCCCAAACUAAAUGUGGCCCACGGGGCUGGAAAUCUCAUCUUGAAAUGAGCAUAUCCCGGCUGAACUACCGUUAUCAGUUAUAAACAGAACAUGAUUUAUUAAUGCCUUUUGACUUAUUAGGGCCAUUUAAUGAUGGCUUCACAUUAAAUUAUUACAUAUGGCACCUUUAAGUUUGAAUAUCCAGCGGUCUGACAGGUGUCAAAUUGUCACCUUUUUGUGGACAGUGUGAUAAACUGAAAUCAGUGUCCACGAAGUGUACUUUCUUAACAGCACAAGCACAGCAUUUACUUAUAUGACCCAAUCCAAACAACCUUUCCUAGUCAUUGUGCAGAAAAAAAUUCCACCAGCACAAAAAGUCAACACACAUAGUCACACAUAACACAACCUGCUCACUGAACUUUGUGGGGAAAAAACCUCCCUCCCCUUAAAAAAUUCGAAAUUACAACCAUUUAAUUCCAUUGCAAGGCAUGAUGGGACAAAAUGCAAAACACUCUCUCCACACUUAUCCAUGUUUGAGUUUUAGCUGCUUGAUAUUUCUGGUAGAUUACAAAGCUUUAAAGAGGUUGUCGCAGAAGUAAACAAGGUAGGAGUUGAACUUUCACAUACCCUCAAUAUUUAAUUAUAAUAAUUGAUAAUUGUAUAUCCAUUAUAUUAUUAUAAUACGUAAACACACGCACACACACACACAUUUAUACAUACAGUAUAUAUAUAUAUAUAUAUAUAUAUAUAUAUAUAUAUAUAUAUAUAUAUA
Nerophis lumbriciformis (worm pipefish) is the source of this 11792-nucleotide messenger RNA. It is a transcript of the gene lrp8, whose product is annotated as low density lipoprotein receptor-related protein 8, apolipoprotein e receptor. Gene Ontology annotation, molecular function: calcium ion binding; protein binding; hormone binding. Gene Ontology annotation, biological process: receptor-mediated endocytosis. The record is from RefSeq and is a predicted model, not a curated record. Gene Ontology annotation, cellular component: apical plasma membrane; plasma membrane; signaling receptor complex. NCBI's taxonomy places the organism in Eukaryota, Metazoa, Chordata, Actinopteri, Syngnathiformes, Syngnathidae.